This is a messenger RNA of Odontomachus brunneus, 2170 nucleotides long. It is a transcript of the gene Dbp73D, whose product is annotated as ATP-dependent RNA helicase DDX51. The record is from RefSeq and is a predicted model, not a curated record. Lineage: Eukaryota; Metazoa; Arthropoda; Insecta; Hymenoptera; Formicidae. Gene Ontology annotation, molecular function: nucleic acid binding; ATP binding. The transcript is spliced from 6 exons. The coding region runs from base 148 to 2151 and encodes 667 amino acids. Gene Ontology annotation, cellular component: nucleus.
UACGCAAUUGUAGAAUGGGCUUUAGGAUUUACUUGCAGAUCCUUAACCUAAUAUUUUUCACGUGUAGUUUUAUAUCAUUUGUUAUGUUGUAUUACUUUGAUGUAAUAUGUUAAUAACUAUACUCAGAGGAAAAGCAUUAAAGAAAAUAUGAAUUUGUUUGUUAUAAAUAGAUAUGAAGGAGAAAGCAAAGAGGAAAUUACAAAUGAUACUGAUCAUCUUUCCAUUUUGCUGAAAAGGAUAGCUGAGCGUAAAAGACAAAGGUCUGCAAAAAACAAUGAAUUCAUAUCAGAAGAUGUAGAUAAAAGUAAUUUAGAAAAAUCUAAGAAAAAGAAGGAUAAGAGUCUGUCUGAAGGAAAGGGAAUUAAUAAUCUACAUAUUAAAGACAAAAGCAAGUACAAUGAGGAAAUCAAUGAACAAUCUUCAGAAAUAGUAGAAGCACAAAUAAAAAGUAAAAAGAGAAAGAAGACACAUAUUGAGAAUGAAGAUUAUUCUCCAGUUGAACAUUUAGUAACACAGGAUCAGCAAUUGGAAAGAAGAAAUGAAAAUUUAGAGAAUGAAGAAGAAAAUAGUGACGAUAGAAAUAUUAAAAAGAAUGAAAUAUCUUCACAAAGCAAUUUUAUGAUAUUAGGGGCGAAACCUCAGAAGAAACAACACGCUAUUAAGCGAGUAUUACCAGAUUGGUUGGCACAUCCUGAAGUUAUAUCUGCUGACUUAAACAGUGGACCUAAUAUAGAGGACUUACAUUCUAUCUUAGAUUAUAAACUGAUAGAAAUCUUAAAAGCCAAUGGCAUUGUUAAAUUGUUCCCAGUUCAAUCUAAUGUGAUAAAAUGGUUGCAUACAUGCAAUAAAGAUAGAAGAAUAGGUUGGUGGUUGAGAGACACUUGUGUAUCUGCUCCUACAGGCAGUGGCAAGACUUUGGCUUAUGUAUUACCAAUUGUCCAGCAAUUGCAGACACGACUGGUACCGAAAAUCCGCUGUCUGGUUGUUUUGCCGGUACGAGAACUUGCCGCGCAGGUUUACAAAGUGAUGGUCACCUACACAUCUCACACAAGUUUGAAAGUCGGCCUACUCUCGGGUACUUCUUCGUUCGAACAGGAGCAAAGCAGUAUAAUUAAGAAAACUGAAAGGGGAAACUAUCUAUCUACAGUAGAUAUUGUGAUCGCGACGCCUGGACGUUUAAUUGAUCACAUAUUAAAGACACCUGGAUUCUGUUUGGAUUUUCUAAGAUUUCUUGUUAUCGACGAGGCUGACCGUGCGACAGAAUGGCUGCAGUAUCUACCGGAGUUUCAUUCUCGGACUCACAGAUUAACGAUUGGAAACAUACAUUCAAGUGAAAUCGCACCGGCUCAAAAGCUGUUAUUCAGCGCUACUCUGUCUCAAGAUCCCGAGAAGCUAAGUCGAUUGAGCCUUUUCCAACCUAUAUUGUUCACUACGGUUGUAGUGACAGAUAAGGACACCGAUGUGAAUUUGGAUAAGAUCGCGGGCAAUUUCAUUGGACGUUACACGAGUCCGGGAGAAUUGACGGAACUCGCGGUGGAAUGUGCCGCUGAGUAUAAGCCAGUUGCCUUGUAUUAUCUAUUGACGAGGCACGACACGAUCUCUAAGACUCUAGUUUUCACGAAUUCCGGAGAUACCGCGCAUAGACUGGCUCUCCUGAUUCAAUCACUUCUGUCGGAACGGAAUGUCACAGUCGGCGAAUUAUCUGCUCAGCUCAUGCCUAGACAACGCGAAAGUGUCCUCGGUAAAUUCGCAAGCGGAGAAAUACACGUAUUGAUAAGUUCGGACGCGUUGGCUAGAGGUCUGGAUAUUCCGGAUGUACAAUUAGUUGUAUCUUAUGACGUCCCAAAACACAUCAAAGGAUAUAUACAUAGAGCUGGCAGAACUGGACGGGCAGGAAAGCCGGGCACCGCAGUAUCUGUGCUUACAGCGAAUCAAGUCGGGAUAUUUAAGCAAAUGUUAACUGGCGCGCACAAAGUUGUGCCAAACAUUGAGCGAAUAGAGCUGAAUGAUACGGCGGAUACGAUGAACUAUCAGAGUCACGUUGAGAAAUUGAAGGAGAUUCUUGAAAAAGAGCGAAAUGAGAACUUGGAACGGACGAAAGCCAUUAAGCGAAAACGUGUGGUAAACAGACAAAAUGAAAAUAAAGAAUGACAUUUGAUGAGUAAAGAUA